UCAUUGUGUGUGUGUGUGUGUGUGUGUAGGAGUCUGCAGGUCAGACUCCGCUGAGUAAAUCAUGUGAAUCGGCUGUUUUUCCCUCAGCUCGACCUUCGCACUGAGACUUCACCCACAGCGCUGCGGUUUCCUACACAUGUCCGUGUUUCCCUCGUUGCUGGUUUGCGGAGAGACGUCAGUGCUGGGUUUGGAGAGUGAAUGGCGGGUUUGGCUUUCACAGGAAAAGUUUGACAGAAACUAAGUUCUUCGGUUCUUGCUGUGAACAAGGGUGAAUCGGCAGACCGGACGGGGCUUUUUCGCUGCUCCGCAACAAUGAAAAGUCUAAAACAGCGUCUGAAGAAACACGAGAUAUCGACCAGUGGCACAGAGUGGAGCAAGUAUGAUGAGCGCCUACUGAGAGCGGUGGAGAUCGGCGACACAGACAAAGUUACUGCCACACUCAAGAAAGGAGCCGUCCCCACUAGACUAGAUGCUGAAGGCUGCUCUGCGUUUCAUCUAGCAGCCAGCAAGGGAUUAAUAAAUAGUCUCAAUAUUUUCCUUGGCCAUGGCGUCAACCUGCAUGCAACAGAUGCUUCCGGUAAAACAGCGCUGCAUCUUUCUGCAGGAGGUGGUCAUUCUGCCUGUGUUCAGAGACUACUACAGUGUAAAAGUCCUGUUGAUAGCACAGAUCUACAGGGGAGAACAGCUCUGCAUGAUGCAGCAUAUGCAGGUCACAGUACCAUAAUCAAAAUGCUUUGUGACAGUGGUGCAUCUGUCAGUGCCCUUGACACAGAUGGCCGGUCUCCACUGUUACUAGCAGCACAGACGUCUCAUUCUCGAGCAUGCCAGCAACUGCUGCUGUACGGGGCAUCCACCACCCUCAGAGACAAACAAAAUAAGACUGCGCUGAUCUUGGCUUGUGAGCAUCCUUGUCGUGAAGUGGUGGAGGUCUUGCUGAAGAAUAAGGCAGACGUUACCGCUGUGGACCUCUACGGCCAUGACCCUUACCACUAUGCCCAGCUUAGUAACGACGAAGCCCUGAUCACAAUGAUUAAACAAGCCUUGGAGGCGGCCAGCAAGGCUCAGGACGCUGCUAAGACUGCGCAAAAAAUACAGCAGCAGAGGUCAAUGAAUGCUGAAGCUCAAGCUCAUAUGAGGAAGAUAACUGCACAUGCCCCAGUUAAAGCACCGCCCUCUGGCAUCAGCUGGUCCAGUACAGGAGUUGUGAAGCUGGAGAAAGUUCCAUCACAGCAGCACUCUAGGGAGCACGGCAGCCGCUCUGCAGAUGGAAAAAAUGACCCACAGAGUCAUCUGGAAUCUGCACAGGUUAGACACCUCGGCCCUCACUCAGCAGCUCCUGCCUCAGUCGGUUUACCUCCCAGGCCAGUGGAGUUGAUGGCUGGUGAGAUGGAGGUUCUGAGGAGGGAGUUGUGGGAGGCAAGGCGGAGGCAGGAAGCGGCUGAAGGGGAGGUGCUAAGGCUAGACGCAGCGCUGGGUCUGCGUGCACGAGAGUACGAGGAGCUGAGGAGGAGCAGCGAACGCGCCCUGCAGGACGCCCAUGGCCGGGCCUGGGAGCUAGAAGAGGCGCUCGGAGAGGUGCAGCGCAGGAUGGCCGGCUCAGAAGCCAGAGUCCGGCAGAUGCAGGCCCAUCUGGUUGCCGUUCGUGAGAACCUGGUCGAGGAGCUGAGGAUGCAGCUGCAUGAGGCCCGAGCACACAGGGAAGCGGCUGUAGCCGAGCUGGAGCGAACGCAGGAGGACCUCGGACGGACCCGGAGGGAGUUGGAGGAGCAGAGGGAGCAGCAUGGGAUGCUUCUUCAGGAGGUGCAUAGACUCACAGAGGAGCUGCUGAGCAAGGAUGAGCACACAAAAGCCCUCAAGGCUAGCUUGGUGGCUUUGGAGGCUAGAAGAGCUCAGAUGGCUUGCAAAGACAUACAGACCCCCUUGGAAUGGCAGCCCAUAUUUCCAAAGACCACCAUGACAGACCUCACUAGCGAGAUUCUUCAAAACGCGAUGGAUAAGAGGAACUAUAUCAGUAGAGAUGAGCACACAAAGGCACUGAAGGCUAGCUUGGCUGCUGCAGAUGACAGGAGAACCGAAAUGCACUGCAAGGUGAUCCAAACCCCUUUAGAAUGGCAGCCUAAAUAUCCAAAGUCCACCAUGACAGAUCUCACUAGUGAAACUUUUCAGCGGGAGAUGGACAAGAAGGACUACAUCAGUAUGGAAGAGCACAAUUCCAUGAGGAGCUCCCUCAGUGCUGCGCUCCAGGGAGCAGAGAGUCGUGCUCAGGAGGCUCUGCUGAGACAGCAACAGGCUGAAGAGGAGAACCAGAGCCUCCUUGCAGAGCUUCAGGAGCAGAAGACGGAGCUGGACACACUACAUCAAGCCCUGAAGGCCAGGUUUGUGCCUGUGGCCCUGCUGGAGGAGAAGGAGAGAGAAUUGGCUCAGCUCAGGCUGACCCUGAAAGAGAUGGAGGAGAGCAGGGAUAGGUACCAGAACCUUGGGAAGGCUCAGAGACAGCAAGAGGAAGCCCAGAAUCCAAGCAAUGCUCCAUCUCAGAGUGAGACUCCAGUUUGUGGAACUGCAGAAGAGAAGGGGAAAACAGCUAAAGCAGCCACAGAGUCCUCCAUUAAUGUGGAGAGCACACCGACACACCCUUUAGAGGGUCAAGACAAGGAUGCAGAGUCUGUGGUAGAGGCAGAGGGCCGGAGGGAAGCUAAGGGCGCCUCAUCAGCAUCAAGUAGCCCCUGUGGACACGCGCAGUCAGACAGCACCAGCCUGCAGGCACACAUUAACAGCUUGGAGCAGCAGCUAGUGGUCAGUCAGGACUCUGAAAGGCGAUACAGACAAAUUCUGGCUAUAUAUCGCACACGUCUCCUCAACGCAGCACAGGGCUACAUGGAUGAGGAAGCCCGUGUGGCACUGCUUCAGAUUGCCCAGAUGAGACAGGAGUGUGUGUAUUAAUCAUCGCCCAUGCAUGUGUGUAUAUGCAUGUGUGUAUAUGAUGCACGUGAGUGCUGAUUACGUUUCAAGUCACGUGUAUUGAACACACAGCACGCCUAACAGAUUAAGGUCAUGGUUUUUAAUUAAGAAACAUUUGUGUACUUUAUGCUUUUUUAUGUACCUUGUGUCAAAUUACAUGAAUGUGUAAACCAAUCAUGGUUUUGUAAUAUGCGUAAUGAUGUGUAUAAAUGAGUGAUCACUCUAUAACUUUAUAAUAUAACAAACAUUAAAAAAAACAGUAUGGUUGGCUUUGAUGACCUACUUUAAAGCAAAUCUACGUCCAAACUUUAUGUAUUUAAAAAAACACUUUACAUCAUUUCCAUCACCUUUAUAGACCUUUGGGAGAUCAUUCUGAACUGGCCGUGGUCUUUGAUUCAGGCGUCUCAAUCAGAGGGCUGUUUCAUGUGUUUCCUAAUGUUGCUGCUGGACGUGCUGGAGGAGCUGGACUGCCCUCUUGUGGUUUGUGCUGCAAACCAAAAUACCUUUUGAUGAGAAUUCAUCCAGGAUUUGCAUUUGCUUGGCUUUGUGUGUGCACUUUGCUAUGAAGCCCACCUUCAUGGAUUAGUACAGCCUGAUGAGUGGAGCUUAAUGGGGAGUGUCGUCUGGCUUACUCAACAUUUUGUAAUAAUAUGUACUUUGUUCUUUUCCAAGAGUAAGGUACUUCUAUAAGAUGAACAUCAGUGUUUGCACAGUUGAUGAAAUCUACCCCUUCACCCAGCCCCACAAAAAAGGGGGGUAAAAUUGCUGGUAUUUUUUAGAGCUAGAUCUAUUGCGGUUAACCCUCAUAGACAUUCUCCAGAACCUCUCCCCAUGUGGUGUUCAUUUAAAGUGUAACCAGAGAAAUGAUGCUUGUAGCCUUGCCCUCACCUCAACGCAGUCAUUCAUCUGCACUUUUAUUUCUGUUAAUAAGAUUUAUUUUCUACACCGGCCUGGGGUAGCGCUAAGCCCUGCGCUUACUCUCACACCUGCGUGUGUUUUCCAUUCCAUGGCUGAAUGGAGUUAUUGUGGCCAAUGUGGUUUUAUUCAUUUUCUUGGCCUGGGCGGCUGCACUGUAGCUACAGUCUGUGAAAGCAUGUGAUAUUAUUUAGAAGAACCUUUUGGCAGCGAGACAGUAUGUUUUAUUUCACUGAAGGCCAGAGAUUUUCUGCAGGAAAAAGAAACUUAAUACACCAUUUAACUUUGAAGCUAAGCCAGCCGCAUUCCCCUCCUCCAACCCUUCACCUCAAUUUGUUCACUUGAGACCCACUUCCAUGCUCAGGCCAUUAUUGUGAGUCCUGGUUCAUAUUUAAAAGCAGAGCAAACCACAACAUUGGUUUCGAGUUUAGUUCUUUGCGGUCUGAUCUGUCUAAGCUGUUCUCAGUAAUUAUGGUGAACGCCUUUUCAGUGUGCCUGGAGAUUUGCCUCUAAUCAGAUUUCCAGUGCAGUAACCAGAACCACAUGGCUGAUUUUGGUUUGGUUUUGCUCGUAUUAUUCAGUGCGCUUAAAGAUCACAAUGUGGCACUUAACGGCCCCCUAACAAGUGCUGGCUGUAAGUGGCUCCGCCUUUUUCUCGGUAUAUUAUGAAGAGCCUGGGCUUCACUUAGCGCUGUAACUCUCUUUCUUUCUCCACUCAGAUCACUGUAAAGAAAUGAAUCCAAAACAUAUGAGGCAGCAUACAUACACUGUUCCAGACUCUUCUUCUUUUACUUUGAAAUAUUUGCGGAAAAUGCUGUUGUUUUUUCCAGGUACAGUUGUUGAAUCAGUGUGAUUAGUGUUUUCCACAUGUAGUGUUUUCUAUGCGUUCAAAAUGGUCCAUUAAGUUCAAGGAAUAGUUUGCUGAAAAAUCAUAUUUAUAUUAUUUUCCCCUUAAAUCAAAUGUAGUCGAUCAGCCGAAACAUGUCUGAUGUCCGAAGUUUGCUUGUUUAGUUUUGCACUGGAGCUGUGAGGCUAAUGAACCUAAGAAGUAAUGGAAGAAUCCCACCAAUUAGCAAUUAUCAGCAAGAGCAGGCAUAUGCACAUAAAAAUGCAGGAAAUGCUCUCACUGCAUUUUCCCUGAAGACUAGAUUAAAAGUAAAGCAGAAAUGGAUCGAUUCACUGCUGUGCUGCAAUGCCUCUGGUACAAAACAAGCUCACAUUAGCCUAAUUUGCCCUGUAAAUAUUUUAUGUUUAAUACAUACAGUGUGCAAAAUGCUAACCAGAGUUAAACUACAUUAGCCUAAUACAAAGAUAUAGGCCUGUUCAUUUUUAAUGUUUAAAGCCCCAGUGAACCUAAAUCCAUGUUUCCUUUCUAAGUAGGUUAAUCUUGCUCUGGUGGGCACACAAUACAUAUGUACAAAGUAUGUGCUGUGAAUAACUGAUGUAUUUUGCCUACAUUCUCCUCUCAGUGUAAACUGCACAGUCCUAAUCUUGAGUCAAGAGUACAUAAGCAGUAUCCUCACCAAUCACAAGACUGGUGAUGUGUCUCACCCAGACAGCUUUAAUAAGACUGUGUUCUGUUGUGGUCUCUGCUCUCUGUCUGCGAGAAUGCUAACGACAAAUGAGCUAACCUAGCAAGCGUAACAGCUCACAAGAGCAUUUGUUCAUCUGUUUGUGCAGUCAGCCAGUCAUAAAGUGAACAAGUGCCUUACCUUCUGUAAGACAUCACCGUAUAAAAGUCAGAUAGUGUUUUUAGUGAGUUAUCACUCAGCACCUGCAUAUGUAGAGCCUGUUUCACUCAUUUCUCCACAGCUCCUAGCCUACUAAGGUUACUGACAACAUGGAUCAUAAUGAAAUAACACAAUAAAGUAUUCAUUAUUAAUGAAAAUAUUAUUGAAAAUGCGUCAAUGUGUUCAUGCAGAAAGUAAGAGAUGAAAGAAAUUAUGUCUAAUUAUAGAACAAAGUAGCUUUGUGAUUAUUUGAUCGUUUUUCCACAAUCUAAACAUGUAGUGUAGGCCUGUACAUGUUUCAUUGUUUUAUUAGGGCACGCUGUUAUGCUUGUUGGCUAAAAGAACAGUAUAUUGAGUUCAACAGGCCGGGAACCUUGAGUUUGUCUUACUUUACUUUACAAAAUAUUUGGAGGGUCUGGGCCCAAACAAUACUUCUACAUGUUGUUGUGGCGUGAAAAAUAAUUUGGGAUAUAAUAUAUAUACCUGAGUAGGUGGUUUCUGAGUCUGUAUGACAUACUGUUAUCUUUAAAAAUGGACAGUACUACAUAGCAUACACUCUUAAAAAAAGA
Colossoma macropomum (tambaqui) is the source of this 6172-nucleotide messenger RNA. RefSeq names its product uveal autoantigen with coiled-coil domains and ankyrin repeats a (gene uacaa). The coding region runs from base 313 to 2940 and encodes 875 amino acids. Lineage: Eukaryota; Metazoa; Chordata; Actinopteri; Characiformes; Serrasalmidae. Gene Ontology annotation, molecular function: actin binding. The transcript is spliced from 17 exons. The record is from RefSeq and is a predicted model, not a curated record.